This is a messenger RNA of Gordionus sp. m RMFG-2023, 2425 nucleotides long. Its product is annotated as GATA zinc finger domain-containing protein 14-like. Gene Ontology annotation, biological process: regulation of transcription by RNA polymerase II. The transcript is spliced from 3 exons. The coding region runs from base 1 to 2352 and encodes 783 amino acids. Gene Ontology annotation, molecular function: RNA polymerase II cis-regulatory region sequence-specific DNA binding; DNA-binding transcription factor activity, RNA polymerase II-specific. NCBI's taxonomy places the organism in Eukaryota, Metazoa, Nematomorpha, Gordioida, Chordodea, Parachordodidae. The record is from RefSeq and is a predicted model, not a curated record.
AUGAGUGUGGCUAUCAAAAACGAAGCAACUAAUUGCAACACAUCUAAUAAUCUAUUUUCUAAAAAGUCUGUAGAACCUACUUUAUCUAUUUCUUAUAAAUUAAAGGACAGGAUACCUUUUCAAAAUUUUUCGUACACACCUUUCACCUUAGAAUACGAUAAUAAUAUCAACAUUAAUUUUACCAAUUUUAACCAAUUUUGCACUGAAAAUAAUUCUGAUUUAACUCCUCAAAAUUUUAUCACUUCAAACACCAAUAUGAUAGGCAAUCAAUCGUUAACUCGUCAAUUUUACAAUUCCUAUCAUCAUUAUUACUAUCCGCAAGUAAUUAACGAAAAUUUGUUCUUGAAUACGGCAAACGGUACGAAUGAUACAGGCCCAAAAAAUGUUUUUCCUAUUUUAGAUAAUAUUCACCUAGAAAAUAUUAACAAUGGAAGUGAUCAACAAUUUAUAAGAGGCCAUCAUUCAGGAACUACGAGUUCUAAUAAUCUCGCUCUUAAUAAUAAUGAUGAAACCGAUCAUCAGGAUAGUCUCUUUAGAGGCGCUUUAGAACGAAAAGACGGGAAACGCAUUGGUAACAUUAGUAAUCAGAACAAAUUAGAUCUUAUUGAUUACAGUAGUUAUUACAAUGUUCCAACCAGGAAAGAUGGAGAUGAUUAUACUCCAUAUUAUUACAAUUAUAAUUACAAAAAUUAUACCAAUUAUUACCAUUCUCAUCAAAUACCCCCUAAUUCUUCAAUGAGCGAAUGUAACAGUGUAGCUAACUGGGGUUCAAGAAAUGAAGUGGGAGCCGAGAAUAACGGCAUAGAUCAACUGACAGAUACAUCGAUUGUGGGCUCUCAUGUAAUGGGUGGAGCUUGUAAUCUUAUACCUGGAUUGCAUCAACCAUUUCUACCCUUUAAUAGCACAUCAUUUUAUAACAAUAAUAAUCACUCAAUCACGUAUGAUUUUGGCCACCAUCCACUAAAAAUAUUUCCCAAAUUAAAUGCAAAGGAUGAAACAACAAUCCCUACCACAUCUGGGGAGCACGAAAAUCUCAAGGUUCAAAAUAGCGAAAAUUGUUUUAGUAAUAACUAUGGGGAAAUUUACGAGAAUAGUUCAGCUUUUGAUAAAACUUCAAAAACCUCAGAUAACAAUCCUCAGCAAGAUAGUUAUUACAAUGAAACUAGUUUUUUUCACGUUCCACCAGUCAAUAUUUUUAUGCCUAAUAAGAAUCAUUACAACUUUUCCAAGAAACAGAAAGCAUUAGAUCGUAAAUCUUACAACGAAAAUAAAUUAAAAUCUUCUCUCGACUUUAACUCUACCGUUAAGAUGAUAAAUAUAAGCAAAAAUUUAGGAAGCAACAACGAAACUAUUACAAAAAAUGAAGGGCUCAAUAGAGACAAUAUAAUAGCUAAUGAUGAAAAUUGCUCAAUAAAUAACGAUAGCAAUGACCCAAAAGAUCUGGAAGCUUUUGCAGAAAAAUUCAAGCAAAGAAGGAUCAAAUUAGGAGUAACUCAAGCCGAUGUGGGAAAUGCCUUGGCGAAACUUAGAAUACCCGGUGUUGGAGCUUUAUCUCAGAGCACAAUAUGUCGUUUUGAAUCACUGACACUAAGUCAUAAUAACAUGGUAGCGUUGAAACCUAUCCUUCAGGCUUGGUUGAGCGAAGCGGAGGCUGAAGUAGCCAUGGUUAAUCACAAUAAUAAAUAUCUCAAUGGGAGUAACAAAACUAUGAAUAAUAACGUGGUUAGAUCAAAAAGUGACCAUUCUUCUUCAUCGUGUUCACCUGUCCCCAUUCCUAGUCUCCACACUUAUCCCGGUAAAUAUUUGGUCAAUUACAACAACAAUAAUAACCCUUCCGUUAACAAUUCACAGAUCAUCAAUCAAAAUUUCGAAUCUUAUUAUGAAAACACCGGAUCUCAGCUUAACUUUCAGAAUCCCUGUUCAAAUAUAAACAACUUGGACCUUAACCAAGCUUCCAUUCAUAGUAGCUCGUCUAACCGCAAUAAUCACAAGCAAAUUGUUUACAACAAAAAGGAAAAUAAUUCACUCUCUAAUAACUCGUCAAAGUCUCAUAAUUUCCAUUCAAUAAAUAAUCAAAAUAAUAGUAAUAAUCAUGGCAGUAAUUUCAAUCAUAACAAUAAUAAUAAUGGUAGUAAUAAUAAAAGGAAAAGAACGUCUAUUGCAGCCCCCGAAAAAAGAUCUCUAGAAGCAUAUUUCUCGGUUCAACCCAGGCCCUCGGGAGAUAAAAUAAGCGCAAUCGCUGAUAAAUUAGAGUUAAAGAAGAAUGUAGUCAGGGUUUGGUUUUGUAAUCAGAGGCAAAAACAAAAGAGAAUGAAAUUUUCAGCUGCCAAUAAAGCCAACGACCUUAUGUAAAAUGAAUAAUUUUUGAGAAAGUAAAAAAGAAAACAUUAAUUUUAUCUCAUAAGUAUGAUAUUGGUUGAAAAAU